Molecule: messenger RNA, 2556 nt
Organism: Colletotrichum navitas
Lineage: Eukaryota; Fungi; Ascomycota; Sordariomycetes; Glomerellales; Glomerellaceae
Exons: 11
Coding region: 459-2240 (593 amino acids)
Molecular function (GO): flavin adenine dinucleotide binding; NADP binding; N,N-dimethylaniline monooxygenase activity
Source: RefSeq, a predicted model, not a curated record
AAACACAGUAUAAGUAUCAUGCCCAAUGAUUGCCCGACAGGGUGUCUGUGCCACAUUACCCCUCACUUGAAACCAACAGAGUCAACAAACAACUGGUCAAUCCGACAGAAUCACUGAUUGUCGGCUCAGGUUCGGCAAGGAAUCGGCAAGCCAAGAGGGGUUUUCAUUUAAAUGAUAUUCAUCCAGAAUGAGCUUCCGUGUUCCACUUACCUUCUGGUUCUCCUCCAGUAACGAAUUCAUUGACAGCUAAGUUGGGCAUUGAAACACCCGAGUUCGGACCAAUUGCCCCCUUAACCGGUUUCCAAAACAUCAAAGACCUAAGAUUAAUUGAUUCCAGACUUGUUUCUAUCCAUCUCCGUUGAAUUGCUUUCGCUUUUCCCGAAUUUGUUUUGAGAAGGGUUCAAACUCUGCUCGUUCAUCUCACCUUCAUCAAGCACAAUCGGACUCAAAACGCUCCAAUGGGGUUUGUGAACGGUGACUCUCUCAAUUCUGUUAACGAAAAAACAGAGCAAACUCUACAGGCUCAGGUUGACUACUCAUGGGCAGCACCACUCCUUGAACGGCCAAUCGAUGCAGACCGCAAGGUUCGAGUCAUUUGUGUUGGCGCCGGUUUCAGCGGAAUCGGUUCUGCUAUCCACAUAAGAGAACAUAUUCGCGAUAUCGAUUUCCAGGUCUACGAGGCUGCCGACGAUAUCGGCGGAGUAUGGCACCACAACCGGUACGCCGGAGUCGCCUGUGACAUCCCAUCACACAGUUACCAGUUUUCCUUCUGCCAAAAUACGCAGUGGUCAAAGUUCUAUGCCCCUGGUGAGGAGAUCCAUAACUAUCUAAAAAAGGUAGUUGGCCACUAUAACCUCCAAAGAUUCAUCAAGCUCAGACACCGAGUUGUCGGGGCAACUUGGUCUCAAGAAAAGGGCAAAUGGGCCGUCGCUGUACAAAACCUUGAAACGGGAAAAGAGACAGUUGACGAGGCUGACUUUAUCCUGUACGCCACUGGAUUAUUAUCCAAGCCUAAGUGGCCUUCCAUCACGGGGCGUGAAACAUACCAAGGCCUUCUUCAUCACUCCGCAAAUUGGGAUGCUGCGAAAGAAGAGAAGCAAGACGGCUUUUCGUGGAAAGACAAGAGAGUUGCUGUUAUUGGGGCAGGAUCCAGCGGUAUUCAGAUCAUGCCAGAAAUGCAGAAGAAAGCCAAACAUGUCACCAACUUUAUGAGGAGUAAAACUUGGGUAUCGUCGACGUUUGCAGCUGAUUUCAUGGAAAAGUUUGAUUGCCCUAAAGGUGCCAGCAACCAUAAAUUUACGGCAGAAGAAAAGAAGCGCUUCAUGGAUGAGAAUUACUACCAGCAGGUUCGCCACGAACUUGAAAGGGGGCUUAACUCUGCCCACAAGCUCACCGAGCAGAACCAGCCGAUACAACUUGAGGCUAGAAAAAUCAUUGAGCAGGCAAUGAAAGAGAAGCUGGAAGCAAAACCCGAGAUUGCCAAGAGCCUGAUACCAGAUUUCCCGGUGGCUUGCAAGCGUCUCACGCCAGGGCCAGGCUACCUGGAAUGCCUUUUGGCGGACAACGUUGAUUUCUGUUCUCAGGAAGUGGCAUGCUUCACCGCGAAAGGGCUGAUGACCGCUGAUGGUUGCGAGCACGAGUUCGACGCCAUUAUCUGUGCAACCGGGUUUGACGUAUCCGCCGUACCCGCUUUCCCCAUUCAUGGCUUGGACGGCGUGAACCUUCAGGAUCUCUGGGCCAAGGAACCAAAGCAAUACUUGGGCGUCUGCAUUCCCCAAGUGCCCAACUUCUUCACGGUUUUGGGCGCUCAGUCGGGCGUCGGUACAGGUUCGCUUCUUGUCUUGAUGGAGCAGGAAAUCGCCUACGCAAGCAAAUGCAUUCAAAAGUGCAUCCGAGAAGGCUACAAAAGCAUCGUUGUCAAAUGGAGUGCAGUGGAUUCGUUUCUCAAAUACACCGAUAACUACUUUGAUAGGACGGUGUUCAACGGAAACUGUAGGUCCUGGUACAAGAACGGGGCCACGGGUAAAGCGAAAAUUAGGACCCUAUGGCCUGGAUCCUGCCUGCACGCCUACACCGCUUUGCGCCAUCCUCGCUGGGAAGACUUUGACUACGAGCGACUUGACGAAUACGACCAUCCAAUGGCCUGGCUAGGCAACGGAGACGUGCGACCUGACCUCGAUCGUGCGUUCUAUUUCGAAGAACUCUGGGCCAUGCAUGAAGAUCACCCUAUGUUUCAUUAAUGGCAGUUUGGCCGCUGAUCCGACCGUUACAAUCAUCCCUUCUGUGGGUAGCAAUCUUGACAUGUGUCAAUGCGAGCAGCCUUUGUCAAAUCGUUUGGCGUGGUUUCAUAGUGGGUUCCAGGGUAAUAUAGAGAUAAGCAAACUUUUGACGACUAUGGAAAUGUUCAUGCGUUUGGCAAAGCUCCAUGGGCGGUUCCGCACAGGCCGAGGGUCUUGAACCCUAAAGGAAAGGACGCCGCUUCCUAGGAUACAAUGAGAGGGCAAUGAAAAUUGCUUACUGAAACGUAUCUCUGCCCAUUUUGCAUCAAAUCACAUC